Saprolegnia diclina VS20 is the source of this 369-nucleotide messenger RNA. RefSeq lists its product as hypothetical. The record is from RefSeq and is a predicted model, not a curated record. Lineage: Eukaryota; Oomycota; Saprolegniomycetes; Saprolegniales; Saprolegniaceae. The coding region runs from base 1 to 369 and encodes 122 amino acids. The transcript has 4 exons.
AUGGUCCUCGUCGUGCUUGGCACUUCCCUUGUUCUCCAAGGCGUCGGUGUUGCGUUCGUUCGGUUUGGCGUUCCGAGUUUGCACGAGACACGCGAGGUCGAGAUUUUUGCGCUCUUUCCGCGCCUUCUCGUGCUCGCACCACCCGCUUGUCGUGCACGGCGCGCGCAAGCGCCCAAGGACGAUGAGAUGGUGCGGACGGCGCAUGACCACGUCGACGACCUUUUUCACGCGGCGCCGGGUCUCACGGAUGCAUACCUCGAGACCGAGCCCAACGCCGCAUCGCGCCUUGGCGCACACGCUCCUCUUGAGCAACUCAUUCAGUCGCACGUGGCCACGACGCUCGAGACACCAGCAAUUACCAACGUUUAA